UCCUAGCGCUCCUAGAUGCAAGAACACUGUGAUGGCCUUGCAAGAAAAGGCGUGUGCUCGAGAGGCUUCAUUCAGGCGAGUCCUGUUCCAGAUGUUGGCAAAGGAGAGGGAGAGGAGGAGGAGGAGGAAGAUGGCAUGGGGCCUUGUCCGCUGGUCAUUCCGAAGAACUGCCUUCCCCGGCGGGGCAUCAGCGUUCUGGAGAAGCUCAUUAAGACAUGCCCUGUGUGGCUGCAGCUGGGCCUGAGCCGGGCCGAGGCAGCCAGGAUCCUGCUGCAGGAGGCGGCUGGGACGUUCCUGGUCUGUCGGGACAGCGGCUUGAAGCACCUGGUGCUGUGUGUCCACUUCCCUUCCCUGAAUGAGGGCUCAUCCGAGGUGCUCGAAUACACCAUUAAAGAAGAAAAAUCGAUAUUGUACCUGGAAGGCUCGGUUCUUGUGUUCGAGGACGUCUUCAGACUGAUCGCAUUCUACUGUGUCAGUAGAGAUUUGCUGCCCUUCACGCUGAGGCUGCCCCAGGCCAUCCUUGAGGCCAGCAGCUUCACAGACCUCGAGACCAUCUCCAACCUGGGCCUGGGCUUCUGGGACUCCUCGCUGAACCCCCGGCGAGGCGGUGGGAGCCCCGCGGAGCCCCCAAGAGACCCAGCCCCCGGAGCGCCCCCAGCCUCCAGCCUCAAGUCCACCGCCCAUUACGAGAACUGUUCGUGUGAAAUUGAGCUGUCCAUAGGAAAUGACCGCCUGUGGUUUGUGAAUCCGAUUUUCAUCGAGGACUGUGGCGGCAGUGCCCUGCCUGCCGACCAGCCACCCCCGGGAAGCUGCCCCUCGCGCCCGUUGCCUCCCACCUCCUUUGCUACCUCACCCACCUCCAAGUGGGCCCCUCGCCGCCCAGCACCCCCUCCCCCGGGAGCCCCGCUCCAAGCCUCUGGCCCCCACCGGCCUCCUCCACUCCCCGCUCCUGUUCUGGCCUGUCCAUUGCCCAGUUCCCCCCCACACCCCCGGCGUCUGCCCCACCCUGCACCCCAUGCCCCAGGCCCCCCCGACCAUUCAAGCCAGCCACCCAUGGCAGCCUGUGAGAGGCUUUCACGCCCCCCCACAGGCCUGGGCCCCCUCAGGGAGGAAGAGAUAAAGCCAGGGGCAGCCCCUAGCCCCUUGCAGCAGACCCCCGCGCCUCCAGUCCCCGCGAAGAAGACUCUCCCUGCUGCCCCUCCCAGACGCCGCAUCUCUGAGAAGGUCUCCCUGGAGGACCCGAGCGCAGGGAAGGUGGACAGGGGGAUGCCCGCAGAGGGGGACCAGCCAGGUCUCUCCAGGGCAUCCCCACUCAGCCUGCCUCCCCAGGGGACCUCAGGCAGUCCCGGGGACAGGCCUCAGAGGACCGCAGAGCAAGGUCAGGAAGCAGCGGCCAAAGCCAGUGAUCCGGGCAGCAUGCCAGAGCCGCCGAGGAAGAUCCGACAACCCCCAAUCCCGCCCCCCAGGAGGAAACGGAUCUCCCGGCAGCUGGCCUCAGGCCUUCCAAGCCCCUUGGAGAGCACCGAGUCCUCCGCAAAGGAGGAAGCCCCCGAGAAACCCACGCCUGGUCCACCCAGAGAAGGCCAGAGCCCUGUCUCCCAAGCCAGGACUCAGAGCCCGCACGCCCCGGCCGGCGCCCGGCCCCAGAGCACGGCAGAGUUCAAGGGCUCCCUGGCCUCCCUCUCGGACAGCUUGGGAGUGUCCGCCUCGGCCACAGACCAGGACUCCUACUCCACCAGCAGCACGGAGGAGGAGCUGGAGCCGAUCAGCGGCUCCGGCGGGAAGAAGAAGCCCUCGGUGAUCCUGGGCAAGGCGCGCCACCGCCUGAGCCUCGCGAGCUUCACCAAUGUCUUCCACGCGUUCCUGUCCAACAACCGCAAGCUGUACAAGAAGGUGGUGGAGCUGGCGCAGGACAAGGCCUCGUACUUCGGCAACCUGGUGCAGGACUACAAAGUGUACAGCCUGGAAAUGAUGGCGCGCCAGACCUCGAGCACGGAGAUGCUGCAGGAGAUCCGCACCAUGAUGACCCAGCUCAAAAGCUACCUGCUGCAGAGCACCGAGCUCAAGGCCCUGGUGGACCCCGCCCUGCACCCCGAGGAGGAGCUAGAAGCGAUUGUGGAGUCGGCCUUGUACAAGUGUGUCUUAAAGCCCUUAAAAGAAGCCAUCAACUCGUGCCUGCGUGAGAUCCACAGCAAGGAUGGCUCUCUGCAGCAGCUCAAGGAAAACCAGCUGGUGGUCCUGGCCACCACCACCACUGACCUGGGGGUGACCACCAGCGUGCCGGAGGUGCCCGUCAUGGAGAAAAUCCUGCAGAAGUUUGCCAGCAUGCACAAGGCCUACUCGCCCGAGAAGAAGAUCUCCAUCCUGCUCAAGACCUGUAAGCUCAUCUACGACUCCAUGGCCCUCGGCAACCCAGGGAAGCCGUACGGGGCAGACGACUUCCUGCCGGUGCUCAUGUAUGUGCUGGCCCGCAGCAACCUCACGGAGAUGCUGCUCAACGUGGAGUACAUGAUGGAGCUCAUGGACCCCGCCCUGCAGCUGGGGGAGGGAUCCUACUACCUGACCACCACCUACGGGGCGCUGGAGCACAUCAAGAACUACGACAAGAUCACGGUGACCCGGCAGCUCAGCAUGGAGGUGCAGGACUCCAUCCACCGCUGGGAGCGCAGGCGCACGCUCAACAAGGCCCGGGCCUCCCGCUCCUCGGUGCAGGACUUCAUCUGCGUGUCGUACCUGGAGCCCGAGCAACAGUCGCGGACGCUGGCGUCGCGGGCCGACACACUGGCCGAGGCGCUGUGCGCACAGUGCGCCGAGAAGUUCGAGGUGCUGCAGCCCCAGGACCACCGGCUCUUCGUGCUGGUGGACGGGCGCUGCUUCCAGUUGGCCGACGAGGCGCUGCCGCACCGCAUCAAGGGCUACCUGCUGCGAAGCGAGCCCAAGCGCGACUUCCACUUCGUGUACCGGCCCGUGGACGGCGGCGGGGGCAGCGGGGGCCCGCCCUGCCUCGUGGUGCGGGAGCCCAACUUCCUGUGAGGCCCCGGGCUCCCCCGGCCCCUGUUUGUAAAGGGGGGCAGCAUGUAAAGACUGGCUCCCGCUCGCUCACCAACCCCCAGGCGCACGCAUGCAGGGGCCCCCCCAUCUGAACACACACACACACACUCUCUCGAGGUGGAUGGGACGCCCACGUGUCACGCUUGCAACAUCCUGAGUGUGCCUAGGCCAACCCGGCAGAACAAUCGAGAAGAGAUUAUGAAGCAUGAAGGCUGAGCGUGCUUCACGGAUAGUCAGAGCCUCCAGAGGCCAAGUUCUUCGUUAGAAAAGGAAAUGAGGCUCAGAGAGGGAAGGGACUCUCCCGCCAGCUGCAGCAGACAGAGCGCCGGUCUGGCCCCUGUUCCCCCACAUCCUGCAGGCCGGGCCUUCUGCCCCGCCCCCAUGCCACCCACUCCUCGGUAUUUCCCCAGGAAGGGCGCACUUUCCCCAGGACCGUCCUUGGGGGGAGCGGCCUGGCCACAGCUGCCCACCGCGCCCCCGGGUCGGAGCUGGGAUGUUUUGGACCCUCCCAGCAUCUCAGGACCAUCUCUCAGGGUGUGUGUUGAGGAGACAAGCCCGCCAUCCCGACACCGGAGCCUGCCCUCAGCUACCAGUGCCCACAAUCGCCCUCCCUUCCACCCCUGCAGUUUCUGAGCCCCUCCGACACCAGGACCACCCAGCAGGGCCAGCUCCGCAUCUACAUGGACAAGCCUAGCUUCAGCCACCAGAGAACACCCAUGGAGCCGUUUCCCUGGCAGGCACACCCCGGGGGCUCUGGCAAUGGGGCAAGGGACGCUGUGUGGGGCGAAUUUAAUAAAAGCCCUUUAAAAAAUG
Molecule: messenger RNA, 3864 nt
Organism: Ailuropoda melanoleuca (giant panda)
Lineage: Eukaryota; Metazoa; Chordata; Mammalia; Carnivora; Ursidae
Gene: RIN3
Product: Ras and Rab interactor 3
Exons: 11
Coding region: 16-3033 (1005 amino acids)
Biological process (GO): signal transduction; vesicle-mediated transport
Cellular component (GO): endocytic vesicle; cytosol
Molecular function (GO): small GTPase binding; guanyl-nucleotide exchange factor activity
Source: RefSeq, a predicted model, not a curated record